This is a messenger RNA of Aspergillus luchuensis, 456 nucleotides long. RefSeq lists its product as uncharacterized. Bases 1 to 456 code for a protein of 151 amino acids. The record is from RefSeq and is a predicted model, not a curated record. Lineage: Eukaryota; Fungi; Ascomycota; Eurotiomycetes; Eurotiales; Aspergillaceae. The transcript has 2 exons.
AUGACAUAUUCGGGCCUCCCUCGGAGGAAACAUGCUCCAGGAGAUGACAACUCUGGCCGCAAGUCCUACCUGUACUAUGCGCAGCGGCGAAAGCUGCACCUGGAAAGCGGGCCAACGCUACCGAAAUACUCGCCAAAUACCAAUGUUUCUGCGGCAUCAGUGAGAGGGAAAUGGGUGAGAUUUUGCACCGAGGCAUGCCUGGACCCGGACGAUCUCCUAAAAAACAUGACUUCAGCAGACGUCAAAUCCUGGUUCGACUGGAUCGAAAAGAACUUCAAAGGGUCUAUCAAAGCCCACAGCGCGCUUGCCAACUACUGGAGAACUUUGAAGAGGCUAUACUCUUUGAAAAACCGCCGGGAGAUGGAUGCAGAUAUGAGGAGAGAUUGCCUCAACGUAGGUGAUGGUCUCCAAGUACCUAUUCAUGAGAUCUAUCUAAUGGCAAGCCCUAGUAUAUGA